CGAAGAAUAUUUCGCCCCCAACCUGGAUCCUUCGGACUGCGAGGUUACGGACAAGCAGUGUUGCGACUCAGAGCAUAUAAAGGUUCCGAAUGGUCUUUCUCUGGAGGACGGUUCCCCCGUCUAUGGUCAGGCACAGAAGCAGCACGGAGAAGAGAACUGAUCGGCGAUGGCUCCAACUCUAUCCGUUGUGAUCCUGACUGCUGUUUUCGCCCCAGCAAUCGGCAAUGUCCUUGCUCGGGCGCAACUAGCCCAAGGGUGCACCGCCAACUCAUUCACAGCACCGAGCUGGCUUGUUGAAAACUUUGUAUCUCAGGCGUCGGGGAGCAGUGUGGUUGCCUCGUUCCAUGCGCUCAACCGAGCCACCAACACGUCGCUGGAACUGAGAUGCCAAACUUCCCUGGCUAACGCGACAGCAGGAUGGCAAAGCUGCUCUUCCGGUAACGGCACCGGUUCGGGUGUAACCUUGAUGGCUUCUUUCCAAACCGACCAGUCGACAGCUUGGUUCGUGUUCAACGAGACUUGGAGCUGCAGCGAUUUUACUCCAGCCAACCCCAUUACGUUCACCGCGGUUGGCAACUCCUCCGUACCCCUGAGCUGCACGACUCAAAGCCAGACAACGACCUGCAGAUCCAGCAAACCCUUGCUCAUCAAAGCCGGCCUGCUCUCGCCCGUCAAGAUCACCCCGGCGUACGUUAGUGGACCGCCCGGGCACGACACUGAGCGCUGCACGGCCCGGUCGGGAACACCGGCAUGGGAGGUGGUAGCCGCCCAGGUCAACUUUGCGUCCACCUCCGGUGCCUGGGUCAUCAUUAGAAACGACGUUCUGGACUACACUGCCACGUGCUACGGACCACUCACUGGCGACGAGGGGCCCCAGCCAUUGACUUGCCAGGGCCAGGCCCCCAUCUAUGGCCGCCCACCUAAAUACCAGAUCAACACCGCGGCCACGUUUCAGGUCAGAAGUUUCGCGCUCACCGUCAACCAGACCUGGUUCUGUGACGACCAGGACCCGGCACAGCCCAUCUCCAUCACCGCCUCCGGUCGGACUAUUCUCGACCUCGCAUGCAGCCACUUCAGCUUCCCCGAUAUCGUGACCUUCUGCACCGGCGGUACAGACGGCACCUUCCCGGGCAGUAUCACGUCGCAAGCUCUGCUGCAGCCCUAUUCGCUGAACGACCCGCUCCCGACGGCCGACAGCUGCACUAUCUCGUCCGUCCUAUCGCCGGCCUGGUGGCUCAACAACUUCGAGACUGAGACCACGACCGGCAACAGCGACGUCGUCACAGCCCUCUUCGACAUGGAGCUCCAGACCGGCCGCUCGCAGGUGCAGCCGACGGGGAGCGGUGCCACCCUCAUUGCUGACGGGGUACGCGUCUCGACAAACUCGUCGUCUUCGGAGCUGCCGUGGAAUAAGUGCGAGCUCUACGCGGUGAGCGAUACGGCGCUGGCUCCGACGGGGUGUGAGAUAAAGUAUGACAUGGCGAGUCGGUUCUUGGGUUUGAAAGUUGAUUGGCGGUGCGCGGAUUUGGACCCAGGGAGCCCGAUAACCUUCAACGGAGAGGUGCGGACCCAGGUGCCGGACUACACCUGUGUUACUUCGGGCACGAACAUACGGUGUGCUUCGCCUGAUCCGAAGCCGUGGAGAGCCAAUGUCACGUCGGUGACGUGGCGGUAGCGGGUAUUGGUACUGGCUACAGGAGAAAGAAGACGGCGUUUGAGGGAAGCAGUAUCAGUUGACACCAAGGGGCAAUGUCAACUGGGGCUGGUUGUUCACACGAACAUACAGUUGAUACGCAGGAAUCGAACUUAGAAAGUAAUCUUUA
This is a messenger RNA of Parathielavia appendiculata, 1823 nucleotides long. RefSeq lists its product as uncharacterized. The transcript is spliced from 4 exons. NCBI's taxonomy places the organism in Eukaryota, Fungi, Ascomycota, Sordariomycetes, Sordariales, Chaetomiaceae. The record is from RefSeq and is a predicted model, not a curated record. Bases 167 to 1675 code for a protein of 502 amino acids.